AUGGAUACAGACGGCCAACUAAUCGAACUCGUGGAGCAAUUUUCUUUCAUAUAUGAUAAGAAACACGUUGAUUUUAAAAAUAAAUUGGUCAAAGAAAAUGCCUGGCAAUCGAUUUCGGAGAUUAUGCUUGAUACAGCUGAAAGUGUAGCUGCCAGGUGGACUAUCUUGAGAAAUCGGUAUGCCACUGAAAAAAGAAGAGAAAGAAGUAUACCUUCAGGAUCAGGGGCAUAUAAUACAUGGCAUCUUUUCAAAGAGAUGCAAUUCUUGGAUGAAUUUUAUAACCCAAGAAGGACUCUGGGCAAUGUCUCUGCCACUGCUUGGUCGAAUUCUGAUGGACAAUCCCAGCAGUUAUCCCAGCAAUCCUCACAGUUAUCCCAACAAUCCUCACAGUUAUCCCAACAAUCCUCACACCAAUCAACCCAGCAAUCCUCACUCUGGAAUGACCAAAUAAUCAUCGAAGAUGAUGCCAUGGAAGCAGCAACAGCAGGCCCAUCCACCAACACAUCAUGUACUGAUGUACCUGUUUCAAGGAAAGCACUGGAGGAACACAAUAGUAAUAUAAAAACCUUGAGAGGAAAAAGGAAUAAAUACAAAGCAUUCGAAGAAACAGUAAUAAAGGCAUUUGAUCAAAUUGGUACUUACCUUCAAACACCUGAAGUGAUGGAGGAUGAGGAUAUGCUUUUCGCCAAGUCUGUUGGCAAGUCUUUACAGACCAUAAUCAACAAAAAGGACAAAGCAUCAAGAGCCAAAAUUGAGAUUUUGGAAGUAAUUGAAAAGUAUUCAGACUGA
Molecule: messenger RNA, 789 nt
Organism: Phaedon cochleariae (mustard beetle)
Lineage: Eukaryota; Metazoa; Arthropoda; Insecta; Coleoptera; Chrysomelidae
Source: the annotation of a GenBank genome assembly